Molecule: messenger RNA, 1285 nt
Organism: Zophobas morio
Lineage: Eukaryota; Metazoa; Arthropoda; Insecta; Coleoptera; Tenebrionidae
Product: gastrula zinc finger protein XlCGF52.1-like
Exons: 8
Coding region: 136-1224 (362 amino acids)
Biological process (GO): regulation of transcription by RNA polymerase II
Cellular component (GO): nucleus
Molecular function (GO): DNA-binding transcription factor activity, RNA polymerase II-specific; zinc ion binding; RNA polymerase II cis-regulatory region sequence-specific DNA binding
Source: RefSeq, a predicted model, not a curated record
AUUAAAUAUUUAAGUUUAUAGGGGAAUUUGUUUUUGUAUAGUCGACGGUUGGUAGUGGUAGCUUCAUUUGUUGACAUAAUUUUGAGGUUAACCAUUUUCGCUGUUCUAAAUCAUUAUUAUUUCAACAAUUUUGGAAUGGAUUCCGAUAGUUUUACCAUACAUGUUUUAAGUCUUGCAAUUUGUCGAACUUGCCUACAAACAAGCGGCCGCUUAACCCCCUUGACGGACUCAAAAGCGACAGAAAUGCUCCGGGAUUGCAAUUUUUGCAACGUGUCAGAAAACGACGGGUUACCAACUCAAAUAUGUUGUACAUGUUUGCAAAUUUUGGAACAGUGCUACAGUUUCAGACAGUUGUGUAGAAGGUCAGAGUCCACGUUGAGAAAGGCCUUGGAACGAAAUGAUAAGAGUCAACCAAACUACAAAAACAAGAGUGAAAUUAGUCAAGAUAAUUCUUGUGAUUCUAGUGAUUCAAGAGAUUUAGUAAAAAGUCAAGUGAAAGCAGAAGAGGAUUGUAACACUCUUGAAUUAUCAGAGAAUGAAGAAAUGUCCUUGAGGGAGGAUUUAAUAUCAUUUUUGGAUGAACCAUUACCACCACCAUUGCGACACCAGUGUCAAACGUGCACCCAAUCUUUCAACGAAGAGAGUGACUUAAAAAUUCACACAUCUGUCCACAACCCAGACUUGGUUUGCACAUCAUGUUCAAAAAAAUUUACAAGACGUCAAGCGUUAAAGCGCCAUUUAAAAAUCCACCUAACCCAAAAACCACACACUUGUAAAAUCUGUAGUAAAAGUUUCCCAGAGUCGUACGCUUUAGUUAAACAUUUACGCCACCACUCUGGUGUACCAAGGGAGAAGAAGCACUUUUGUGAGGAGUGUGGGCAAGGAUUUUCAGAGCCGUACUAUUUAAAAGUGCACAUGCGCAAACACACGGGCGAAAGGCCUCUAGUGUGUGCGACGUGUCAGAAGACUUUCGCCGACCCUAGAUCCCUCAAGACGCACGUUAUGAUUCACAAUGGAGACAAACCCCACAAGUGCACUUUUUGCCCAAAAAGCUUCAUUCAGAAUGCGCAUUUAACCCGACAUUUGAGGGUCCACACUGGAGAAAAGCCGUUUGUUUGUAGUAUUUGUGACGUAAAAUUUUCGCAAUCGUCGGCGUUACAAAAGCAUUUGCGUUCGCAUAGUCAACAAAAAACGUUGAGAGUUGACGUUUCGUGGUCGCUCUAGUAAUGGCUGACUUGUCAUUCUUGUUCAAGUUUAUUCAAACUUCGCCUAAUUAAAAGCAAAC